AAAUUGAUUCUUUCACUAGAGAAUAAUGAGAUUAUAAUGUGCUCCAAAGGGGGCUAAAACAUAGACUGCUCCUUUCUCCUCUUCAUUUUCACAAUCAUGGCUCUUUGCAACUUCUGGAGUAGAGUGUCUGUUUUUUUAUAUCUUACAAUCCCUCUCGCAGCUCCACUGUCCUUUAAGUUCCCUACUAUCAAACCUCAUGACAUGAACAUAAAUGUCACUGGUGAUGCGUAUAUCUCUUCACAAGGCCUUCAGCUCACGUCAAAUGAGAGCAAUAAGGCAGCAGCAGUAUGGGCAACGGGCCGUGCGACUUACAUAAAACCCUUGCACCUCUGGGACAAAGCUUCAGGUAACUUGACAGAUUUCUAUACUCAUUUCUCCUUUGUUAUUGAUGCCAGUGCCAAUGCCACUGAUGGUGCUUGCUCUGGGGGAGACGGAUUCGCCUUUUUCUUGGCUCCUUUCGGUUCAAGCAUAACUGGGGAUUCGUCCGGUAGUGGCCUUGGCCUUGUUCACCGUGACUCCCCAGAAAAGAAAUCUGGUGAUCCUUUUGUGGCAGUGGAGUUUGAUACUUUUAAAAAUGGAUGGGAUCCAGAGGGUUUACAUGUAGGUAUUGAUAUCAAUUCACUAAUUUCCGUAACCAAUGUCACAUGGUCGAACAACAUCACUGAGGGAAAGGAAAACGAGGCUUGGAUUAGUUAUAAUUCCGCUUCGAAAAAUCUUAGUGUAAACUUCACAGGUCACAUGAGUAAUCUGAACAAAAAUGGUCGCCUCAGCUAUACGGUAGAUUUGACAAUAUACUUACCUGAGCGGGUGAGUGUUGGCUUCUCAGCAGCUACAGGUCUUUGCUUGGAGAAACAUAACGUUAAGUCCUGGGAGUUCAAUUCAAUGGUAACUAAUAAUCAAGGUCCUAUUAAUACCGAUCCUUCCAUGGUGCCAAACAUCAGUCCACAACCUAGUUACCCAGUGAGCCUUGGGGGAAAGAAAACAAAGGGAGGUUUAGUAAUUGGUUUGAUUGUUGGUCCGUCUGUUUUGGUCCCUGUUUUGGUUUUGAUUGGUUACAGUAUAUGGAGGUACAAAAAUAGGAAGGGAAAAAUUGAUGAACUUUCCUUAGAUAUAACAAUGGACGCGGAAUUUGAAAGGGAAUGUGGACCUAAUAAGUUUUCAUAUGGAGAACUGGUACGUGCAACAGACAAUUUUGCUGACGAAAAAAUGCUUGGAGGAGGAGGAUUUGGUUGGGUUUAUCUAGGGUAUUUGAGAGAUUCAAAUUCUUACGUUGCUGUGAAGAGAGUGUCAAAGGAUUCAAAACAAGGGAUGAGGGAGUAUGCCUCAGAAGUGAAGAUUAUCAGCCGAUUAAGGCACAGGAAUCUUGUACAACUUCUUGGUUGGUGCCAUGAGCAAAGAGAGCUACUACUUGUUUACGAAUUCUUGCCAAAUGGUAGCUUAGAUUUACAUCUGUUCAAGGGAAAAUCGUUGUUGACCUGGGAAACAAGGUACAAAAUUGCCCGAGGCUUGGCUUCAGCUUUGCUGUAUCUACACGAAGAGUGGGAACAAUGUGUGGUGCAUAGGGACAUAAAAUCGAGUAAUAUUAUGCUGGAUUCGAGCUUCAAUGCAAAACUUGGGGAUUUUGGUUUGGCAAGGCUUGUUGAUCAUGAAAAGGGAUCACAAACAACUGUCUUAGCAGGCACUAUGGGAUAUAUGGCCCCUGAAUAUUUAAUCUCUGGCAAGGCAAGCAAAGAAUCAGAUGUCUACAGCUUUGGAGUUGUUGCGUUGGAAAUCGCAUGUGGAAGAAAACCCAUUGACGUUAAGAUGCAGGAGAAUCAAGUAUGCAUGGUGGAGUGGGUUUGGGACCUCUACGGAACCGGAGACCUACUUAAAGCAGCUGAUCCAAAACUAUGUGCAGACUAUAAUGAGCAGGAAAUAGAAUGCUUGAUGAUUGUCGGGCUUUGGUGUGCUCACCCUGAUAUCAGUCAGCGGCCAUCAAUAAAGGAAGCUAUUCAUGUCCUUAACUUUGAAGCUCAGUUGCCCCUUCUCCCAUCAAAGUUGCCAGUGUUGACAUAUUUUGCUCCGCCACAUAUAGUUACAAUAUCUUCGGUUUCACAAUCCGGCAAUGUCAGUUUACUCCAGCCUUCAAGUUACCGUUCUGAUGUCUCAAAUUCCACAUCAUCUUCUGCUCCUUCUGCAUAUGCAUCUGCAUCCACAUCUGCAUUUACAUCUACAUCUGCAUCUGCAUCUCCAUCUGCAUCCGCAUUCACAUCCGCAUCAGCCCUUCAGUAAUCUGUAGACGGAUAAAAGUCUUUUAUAGUGAAUAUAUUUUCAAAGUCUUCAUAAUUCAACUUCUUUGGUUGGUGAAUGAAGGUGAAAUCUUGCUGAAAGACGCAAUUUUUUUACGCUGUUACUGUUAUCUGUAUGCGUCCUGAUGCUGCCGGAUUCUAAUGCCCAAAUUAUAGGCUGAAUAUAUCAUCUUGCCAUGCAAGUAUUUUUGGGCAAACCAACUCAACUCUAGAAUCUAACUCAAACAGAUUCUUAAGCUCCGCUCCAUUUUAUUAAUUCUUAUUUCAUUCGUUGGCUCACCACAUUAUAUUGUAAUCAGAAUUAAUACUGGGUGAACAAGGUUAUGGUAAAUUAAGAAAGGUUUAGGAUAUUGUUUAUCA
Molecule: messenger RNA, 2648 nt
Organism: Olea europaea var. sylvestris
Lineage: Eukaryota; Viridiplantae; Streptophyta; Magnoliopsida; Lamiales; Oleaceae
Product: L-type lectin-domain containing receptor kinase IX.1-like
Exons: 1
Coding region: 97-2271 (724 amino acids)
Biological process (GO): protein phosphorylation
Cellular component (GO): plasma membrane
Molecular function (GO): ATP binding; carbohydrate binding; protein kinase activity
Source: RefSeq, a predicted model, not a curated record